Molecule: messenger RNA, 4338 nt
Organism: Cinclus cinclus
Lineage: Eukaryota; Metazoa; Chordata; Aves; Passeriformes; Cinclidae
Gene: GATB
Product: glutamyl-tRNA amidotransferase subunit B
Exons: 13
Coding region: 2-1657 (551 amino acids)
Biological process (GO): mitochondrial translation; glutaminyl-tRNAGln biosynthesis via transamidation
Molecular function (GO): glutaminyl-tRNA synthase (glutamine-hydrolyzing) activity
Source: RefSeq, a predicted model, not a curated record
CAUGGCGGCUAUGAUGGCGCGGGGCUGCGGCGGAGCGGGGCGCCGAGCGUGGCAGCGCUUCGCGGGGCGGCCAGGGCCCGGAUCCGGUCCUUUCCCCCACGGGCAGACGGCUGUCUCCUGUAGCGCGAGAGGCGAGGCGCUGCCGGCGCGGAAGAGCGGCCUUGCUCCAUGGAUACCAGUUGUGGGUCUGGAAAUUCAUGCACAGAUCAGUUCCAAUUCAAAACUUUUCUCUGGUUCCCAAGUUCAGUUUGCAGCACCUCCCAACUCUUUGGUAUCUUUCUUUGAUGCAUCUUUACCAGGAACUUUACCAGUUCUCAAUAGGAGAUGUGUAGAAGCAGCAGUGAUGACAGGCCUGGCUCUACACUGCCACAUAAACAAGAAGUCCUUGUUUGACAGAAAACACUACUUCUAUGCAGAUCUGCCUGCUGGCUAUCAAAUCACUCAGCAAAGAGUUCCUAUUGCAGUGAAUGGAAGUCUGUCAUACAGUCUCUGCAUAGGCAACAAGAUGAGCCAGAUGGUGACCAAAACUGUGAAGAUUAAACAAAUUCAGUUGGAGCAAGACAGUGGAAAAAGUCUCCAUGAUGACACAAGGAGCCAAACCCUUGUGGACUUGAAUAGGGCUGGAGUUGGUCUCAUGGAGCUUGUCAUGGAGCCUGAUAUGUGCUGUGGGGAAGAAGCAGCUGCAGCAGUCAGAGAGCUUCAGCUCAUUCUGCAAACACUUGGGAGCAGCCAGGCAGUCAUGGCAGAGGGUCAGCUGAGAGUGGAUGCCAAUGUUUCUGUGCAUCACCCUGGAGAACCUUAUGGAGUAAGGACUGAAGUGAAGAAUAUCAAUAGCAUACGAUUUCUGGCAAAAGCAGUAGACUAUGAAAUACAGAGGCAAAUUAAAGAACUUGGAAAUGGAGGGACAAUUUUGAAUGAAACAAGAGCCUUUGAUUCCAAGCUUGGGUGCACAGUACCAAUGAGAGACAAAGAAGGAAAACAGGAUUAUCGGUUUAUGCCAGAGCCAAACCUUCCCCCAUUGAUUCUGUAUGAUGCAAAAUCUUUGCCAGCUAAUAUGAACCAUCAGCAAGUGAUAAAUAUUGAUUGGAUUCAUGAGAGACUUCCUGACCUCCCCAGUGUGAAGAGAGAAAAGCUUGUUGAACAGUAUGGGAUUCUUCCUGAACACAGCUUCACCUUAUUGCAUGAAAAUGGACUAGCAGAAUUCUUUGAAAGUGUGGUAAAACAGACCCAAAUGAAGCCAAAGAAGGUGAUCGGCUGGAUUCUAAAUGACCUGCUCAGUUACUUGAAACAACAUUCCCUUACAGUAAAGGAAAGCCCAGUCAGUUCUUUUCUCCUGGCUGACCUCUUGAACCUGCUAGAAAAAAAAGAAAUUUCUUCUACAGCAGCAAAGCAGGUGCUUGCAGAAUUGUGGAAGGGAGAAGGGAAGACUCCCCUUGAAACUGUUAAAGAACAGAAACUUGAACUGUUACAAGAUCAAAAAGAACUUGAACAGAUCUGCCAGGCAGUGAUUGAUGGACAAGAAAAUGAGGUUAUGGCGAUAAAGGCAGGAAAUCGAAAAGUUCUAAAUAAGUUAAUUGGUCUGGUACAAAAGAAAACACAAGGACGGUCCAGUCCUGUUCUGGUGAAGCAGUUAUUAGAGAAGAAGCUAUCAGAGUAGCCACAAGAGAAAAAGCACACAAGCAACUGAAGAAACAUGUGGUUCGUUUUGUCUGCAAAUGAACUUCGGUGUCUCUUUGUGCAGCAUCCCGCUUGUUGGUUAUACUUCAAGCAGCUUGAAGUCCCACCCUUCCCUGGAUGCAUCAGCCAAAGGCAGAUGGGGCAGAGAAAAACAGGAAACAGCCAUUUGCAUCUCCCAUGCUUUGAUGUGGCACUUGAAAACAUGAUUUCCACACAGCUCUGGGAAACAAGCUCCCAGGUGUAUCUGUGAGACAUGAAUGCUGAGAGCUAAAACUGUGCAUGGGUUAGUUUUCUAAUAUAGUGGGUACAAACUCAGCUUUUCUGUCUGCCUGUUUGUGAGAAGGGAGAUUCACAAUCUCAAAUACUCAGUCUGGGCAUGCACACUGUAACUCACUGUCACUGUGAAUACAACAGUAACAAUGAUUAAAACACCCAGAAGAAAUUGAGGAGACCGUGUGUGUCUCAGUGCCUAACAAAACAGAAAAAAAAGUUCACUACUAUCAUUCUUCCUGGUUUCUGAGCAAAGGGGAAAGGAUGAAGCCAUGAGCUGCUUAACUGGGUGCCUAAGGGUAGUGCCAUAGACAGAAGUGCCAGCAUCUCACCCUGUCACAUUGCUUGCUUGCCUUCUCCCAUUUCUGCACCCACAUACCUGCUGUGCGUGCUCUCAGUUCUGUGGAGUGCCUGAGGGCUGUGUGACCCUUCUGAGGGUCAUACCGCAUUCUGGCCUCAGAACAGCAGAUGUGCUUCUGUCAGCCAUGUACAAUCUACAGCAGAAGUAGUUGGAGUAGAGAACAACUGGAGUUGGAAGGCACCCACAAGAGUCACUGGAGUCCAGCUCCUGGCCCUGCAUAGGACAUCCCCAGCUUGUUAUUUUUUUUCUCUGCAGGCAAGAACUUGGCCCCAUGUGACAAAUGCCCAAUGGCCAGGGCUGCUGUUUCUUUGGCACAUGGUUUUCUGGCACCAGGUUCCAGUGCACCUGGAACUGCACUGCUUUGGGGAAGGAAUGGAACAUGUAGUUGGCUUACUAAAACUGAGCUGGAUUCAGCUGGGGUUCAGUCCUUCUCCACUACUUAAUCCUAAGGGGUGUAUUGUGUUGGUAGUUUUUAUUUUGGGGUUUUUACAUUUUUUUGUUUUUCAGUUCUUGGCUUGCAGUACUCAUUCAAAUGCAGGGAUCUGGAAUAAACUUCCCCAUUCCGAUUAACUUUACCUGAUUGAGCCAUUAACAGGCAAUGCAACUAGCCAUGUAAUAGGGAGAUAAAUCCCAUUUAAUACCAGAUGCUUGAAGUUCUUCAAUCCAGUCCUAGAGACUGCUAAGCCAUAAGUUUAAAGAUCACACCUCAGGCCUCCUAGCUACUUCUUCAGAAUUAUUCUUUAGGAUGUGCCUGCAGGGUAGACAUUGUCACAGGAGUGUGGCAGGUGUGGCCCUGGGACUUCAGUCACCUUUGGCAAAUGUGGUCCUUGCAACCUUAGUUCAAAGCAGGCUGAUGGCAGUUCCUCCCCCUGAAUGGCAGCAGUGAUGUUAUAUCUUAAGGAGGACAUUGCUGUACAAACUGGCUGAGGUUCAAGUGCAAACUCCUUCAUCUGAAGGAAGAAAACCCUUUGGUUUUCAAUACAUUUAAUGAAUAAAAUAUAUACUCAUUAUUCACAAAAAAGUACCUUUACAAUUCAAUCAUACAGCUUACAAAAAGCAGUAGCGUGAUUGAAGUCAAAAACUGUGACCCUUCAGAAACCAAUCAACCAAACAAAAAGCCUAAACCUCCAAAAACUCCCCAAAUCACACCAUGCCCAGGAUUUUCAUGUAAUUUGACCUUCACACGAAGACUUCUACUAUCACUUUUCACAUCAGGAACAAAACCAAUUUUAUUUAAGAGGGGUGUGAGUUUUCAGGUAAGUGUUCAGUCAAUAAAGGUUUAGAUUAUACAAUGAACUAUUGGAAUUCUUUUCAACACUUGCCAUGGCAGCAAGAAACAAGACACACAAGGGUUUCUGCAUGAAAUCUUGAAUCUUAGAGAUAUUUCUCAGUUUAGAAAAAUACAGUCGUUUCCCAGAGGUGCUCCUUCCAUGUUAGUGUUUGUUGUGGCACAGCUGGAUGCUGCUGUGCUGAGUUCCUCACUGCUGCAGUGGGUGCCUUUUAAAGAGAAACCAAAACCAACAAUAAGUAAGGUGAUUCAAAAGAAGGAAGUAUCUCAACUAUUGUAGCAAGGCUACUCCUUCUUAGCCACUCUUCUAUAGAAUUAUACUUUGCUAAUACAGUGCAAAACCUGUUAAAAAUCAUUAGCCAGGUUCUCUCUGAGUAGAGUCUGUGUCAGUACAUCAUGCACCUGGGCCUGUGCAAAGCACUGGGCACUCUUCUGCAUGUUUAUGUCUAAACUGGACAGACAUGGGUUUGAUGUGUGGACCACUCAGGGGGUAAGAAAUUUGCUGGCUGGUUGCACUCAAAGAGCUGCAGUCAAUAUCUUGAUGUCCAGGUGGAGGCCAGUGAUGAGUGGGGUUGUCUGGGGGUUGUCACUGUGCCUGGCCCUGUUUCACAUCUUUGCUGGUAAUAUGGACAGUGGUAUUGAGUGCUUCCUCAUUAAUCAGAAAAUUCUCUGAUGACAAGCUGUGUGGCAUGGUUGACACACUGCAAGACAGUGACAGACCAUCCUGAGGGAUCUGGACAGG